Eleginops maclovinus (Patagonian blennie) is the source of this 1710-nucleotide messenger RNA. RefSeq names its product proline-rich protein 36-like. NCBI's taxonomy places the organism in Eukaryota, Metazoa, Chordata, Actinopteri, Perciformes, Eleginopidae. The record is from RefSeq and is a predicted model, not a curated record. Bases 1 to 1710 code for a protein of 569 amino acids. The transcript is spliced from 3 exons.
AUGUCUUUUUGCGUCCCCCCCUCCUCAUACUCCUUUUCCCAUGCUCCUUCGCCCCUGGCCGCUCCUCCAAAGCAGCCCUCCACCCCUCCUCCAGACCUGUACUCCUCAUCCUCCUACACCACCACCUCCCCCUGCAUGCCUCUCACGGCUGAGAGGGACACAUUUGCCGGGCGCCUCUCCAAGGCCCUGGAGACGGUCCUCCCCCUCCACACUGCCUCCCCGCAGCCCAGUGCCAGGCAGCGGAGGGCCAGCCUACCCGCCCUGUUCUCCACCCCUCAGCAUUCAAUGCCGCACCCCUACAGUGGAGGCGGAAGCACAGGAGGAGCAGGAGGGAGCAUCCCCCUCCAUACCCUCCCAGACCCCCCUACUAUUUUCUUCCCCUCCAUCCCCGAGCGGCCCAUAUCCUUCUCUCCUCCUCCCACUGGGGCCCCUAAGGCCUACAACACCCAGAGACGCAAGAGCACGUCCAUUCUGGAGGCACACACCCGACACUUCCAGCCUGCUUACCCUCGCUAUGGGAGCAGUCUGCAUCCUUUUUCUGGGAUGGAGGUUGUUGAGACCCCUCCUCUCUUUAUGGUCAAUCCCAGUUUUGCAGCAGCUGCUCAAAGGCUUGGUGUUGGAGAGCCGCUGCAUCUCCAAGGACAAUCUGACCCGAGCUUGUACGGCUACAAAGACAUGAGAGCAGAGCAUGAGGAAGCAGUGAGGAGACUGAGUCUAAAUCAAGCUGCCUUAUUGGACCAUUAUGAAGCCCUGGCAUAUGGAGGUUAUCCAAUGACUGCACACCAGCUAGGCCACUUGAGUUUCCAUCAGCAGAGGCAAGCAGCAGCCGCAGCUGCUAGCAUGGGGUACGAAGCUGUUCCUCCACCUCAGCCAGGCUUCUUGCACACGCAUCUCAUGCCAAGAAUGAGCACACACAGUCCAAUCACUCCACCUUUACCUCCCAUGAGUGGGCCCGCCGGUGGCUCUACGUCAUCCUCUGAUGGAUACUACCCUCCACCGCAACACGCUUCCUCUUCUGCUUUCCCCAUGUCCGCACCUGCAGUGAUGGCUGAAGCCCUGCCAUCAACUGGGAGUGUUUUUGAGUUCCAUUUAGCCGCAGCCGCCGCAGCUGCUGCUGCUGGAGACCCAAGCCUCCUGGCGUCCAGACUUUAUCGGGCCCGCAGGAGCUCCAUGGACCUCCCUCUGGAGGAGAACACUGGUACUGGAUCCGGAGGUUCAGGCACGUACAGUCGACUGCAGCCGGUGACAGAAGAGCUGUACUCGUACCUCAGCCCCGAGCUCCCCUUACCUCCAGGAAGUCUCCUCCUUCACCACAUAGGUAUCACUGGAAAAGACAGAAGCCCAGAUCCUUCUAGUGACUCGUUUGCCUCCUCUGACGCCGGAGAGUUCCAGUCCCCUCCUCCGCCUCUGCUCCCUCCCUUCGACUCCUCCGCUGCUCAGUCCAUCCCUCACUCAUCCUCCGCUGUGUUCUACGAUGCGCCCGGAGGACUGUUCCCUGUGGAUCCCCAGGGACAUCCGCCCUCCAUGCAGAGCUUUCUCCCUGCCACCCCAUCCACUGAGCUUGGGGGAGCAGCAUCCACCCAGCUGGAGUCUCUGAUCCAGAGUGCCUGGGCUCGGCAUGGAGGGGUGAUACCAGCCCAACCCGAUAUGACAUACCAUGAGUCAUUGCUGGCCAUGCAGGCCGCUAACCCCACUCUGGACCCCCGAUGA